CAUCCUAAUUAGCUGGUAAAUGGAGUAAUUCAUUUUCAAUCUUCCUCAACUCACCACUGUCCCUAACCAUCACCUUCACAACUUUCAAAUGUUCCUUCGGCAUUACACUUCCAAAUCACCAUUCACCUCCAUCCUCCGCCGCCUCUCCACCUUCAAUCCAAACGACGACGUUCACAAAGUCUACACCAUUCUCACCACCACCUCUUCACCCGAAACCCUAAAACAAUCCCUAAAAUCCACCCAAAUUUUCCUCUCUAACGAAUUAAUCGACCAAGUUCUCAAACGCGUUCGCUUUGGCCAUGCAAACCCUAAUCAAACCCUUGAAUUCUUCCGUUACACUGGCAGAAGAAAAGGCUUUUACCACACCGCUUAUUCCCUUGACACAAUGCUCUACAUUCUCGGUAGAAGCCGCAUGUUUGAUCAUGUUUGGGAGCUUCUAAUCGAAGCGCGGCGAAAAGAUCAAAAUGUGAUUACGCCAAGAACUGUUAUGGUUGUUUUGGGUAGAGUUGCUAAGGUUUGUUCCGUUAGACAAACGGUUGAAACGUUUAGGAAGUUUAAGAAGAUUGUGCCUGAUUAUGGUGUGAAUUGUUUUAAUGCCUUGUUGAGAACGCUUUGUCAAGAGAAAAGUAUGACUGAUGCUAGAAAUGUUUAUCAUAGUUUGAAGCAUAAUUUUCGUCCUAAUUUGCAGACUUUUAAUAUACUUCUUUCGGGUUGGAAAAAUGUGGAAGAUGCUGAGUUGUUUGUUAAUGAGAUGAAGGAAAUGGGAGUUGAACCGGAUGUUGUAACGUAUAAUAGUUUGGUGGAUGUUUAUUGUAAAGGGAGGGAAAUUGAGAAGGCAUAUAAGGUGUUCGAUGAAAUGCGUGAAAAGGAUUUGUCGCCGGAUGUGAUUACUUAUACUAGUGUUAUUGGUGGGUUGGGGUUGGUUGGUCAGCCGGAUAAAGCUAGAGAUGUUUUGAAGGAAAUGAAGGAGUAUGGUGUUUACCCUGAUGUUCCGGCGUACAAUGCUGCUAUUAGGAAUUAUUGUAUUGCGAAGAGGCUUGGUAUUGCUUUUGAAUUGGUGGAUGAGAUGGUGAACAAAGGUUUGAGUCCGAAUGCCACUACUUACAAUUUGUUCUUCAGGGUUUUUUAUUGGUCUAAUGAUUUACAGAGUUCAUGGAACUUGUACAAGAGGAUGAUGGGUGAGGGAUGUCUUCCGUAUACGCAGUCUUGUAUGUUUUUGAUAAGGUUGUUUAAGAGGCAUGAAAAGAUGGAGAUGGCAUUGCAGUUAUGGGGUGAGAUGGUGGAGAAGGGUUUCGGGUCAUAUACCUUAGUUUCUGAUGUGCUGUUUGACAUGCUUUGUGAUAUGGGGAAAUUGAUGGAAGCGGAGAAAUGUUUCUUGGAGAUGAUCGAGAAGGGGCAGAGGCCAAGCAAUGUUUCCUUUAAGAGAAUCAAGGUUCUUAUGGAACUAGCAAAUAAACAUGAGGCCAUUCAGAACUUGACGCAGAAAAUGGCGAUAUUUGGGCGACCACUGCAAGUUCAUGAAAGAGUUGCUACACCAAUAGGAGAAAUGGGGGAGUUGGACAAUAGAGGGAACAUACGACAGAGGGACAAGUGGCCAAAGGAAGAGUUAGAAGAGACACAAGGAAGAAGCUCCUUAACAGAAUGAUAAUUGAUUCUGUACACUAGUUGUCAUACAUUUUGCACAAUAAAACUGAAUUCUGGAAAGUUAUGCUAUAUUUCACUUGCGACAUGUUCGUCAUGCUUUCAAGAUCAGGAAAAAAAGAGGCUUUUUUACUUCAAUUCUGAUAUUGGCUAGUGACUUUCUGGCAUUGCUUUUCCAUUGAAAUUGUUUUAGACGGCCUUCAAAUCAAAAGGUUUGAUUUGAUUAUUUCAAGGGUUAACUUCUCAUCUGGAAUUUUGAUGAGAUAGUUGCGGUUUCUUAAGAGAAGAUUUGUACGAAAUUAUGACAGGUAAAAUGAACUUGUGAGUUUUGACAUGGUUAUGUCUGUAUUGAAACUGUCAAUUUUAAUCACGAGCGCGAAAGCACUUUCAUGAGGUAAACUGGUUGUAUGAGUUAUAUCAUGCUUUCGAAGGCAAGCUAUUCCAGGGUUGAUGGAAUCUAAGAAGUACGAACAGUGUGAUCCAAGUUAGUAAUGCCUCUCCUACUCUUACCUACAGAACAUGGACUGUGGGAAAAAAGUAAAUCAUAUUGUUCAAUGCUGCACCUGUGUCAUUUUUUUGUCGUUGCAAUGUUGUAAUAAAACAUAUUUCCCUUUUGAAGAUUCUUGGGUCCUUCCUUGCGGAACAAUUUAUGUAAAGAGUGUUGCUAUUGUCAUACAACCUUCAAUAUUUCAAUGACAUUUGUUCUUAUUGUCUCCCUUCAA
This is a messenger RNA of Medicago truncatula (barrel medic), 2363 nucleotides long. Its product is annotated as putative pentatricopeptide repeat-containing protein At1g02420. The transcript has a single exon. Bases 89 to 1645 code for a protein of 518 amino acids. Lineage: Eukaryota; Viridiplantae; Streptophyta; Magnoliopsida; Fabales; Fabaceae. The record is from RefSeq and is a predicted model, not a curated record. Gene Ontology annotation, molecular function: protein binding.